Molecule: messenger RNA, 1481 nt
Organism: Polistes canadensis
Lineage: Eukaryota; Metazoa; Arthropoda; Insecta; Hymenoptera; Vespidae
Gene: ITP
Product: ion transport peptide-like
Exons: 6
Coding region: 823-1395 (190 amino acids)
Biological process (GO): circadian rhythm
Cellular component (GO): extracellular region
Molecular function (GO): neuropeptide hormone activity
Source: RefSeq, a predicted model, not a curated record
UUUAAAAUCUAAUCGAGAUUAUGUGUUAUUUGUCGAUAAAUAUAACAAAAAUAUAAAUAAAUUGUCAUCGUCAUGGAGGAUCAUAAAUAUUUUACAUUCAUCAACGCACAACUUAACUUGACAAUAUAUUACGUUUUAAGUUUCAAAAGUGAAAAUGGUUGAAUAUUUCAUCUUACCUUCGGGACAAGUGAAAUCAAACUAUUGUGUUACCAAUAAGUGCGUAUGUGUGUGCGCGCGCGUCCACAAUUACCUGUGUAACUGUGCGUGUUAUUGUUUUACAUAUGUGUUUAAUCAUUUCGGUGUUAAUUUCAUCGAUCAGACUAAGUGGAUACUUUUUAUUAUUAUUAUUAUUAUUAUUAUUAUUUAUGGUUGGUCACGCAUUUAUCAAUAUAUAAAUUUUCAAAUUUAUUUUUAUUCGAGACUCUCAUUGUUUAUUCAGUUUGUUCUUCUAUUAUCUUCUUUGGAUAUCAUUGAUUCUCUUCGAACGCCUAAGUGCAGCAACCCUAAAGGCCAACAAGUAUUUCGUUUUGCAGACUAUUGUGAGAUUAUCCAAGGAUCUUUUCGAUCGCGAAUACGCGCUGUGCGAGAGACCUAAUUUCGUUUACUCUUUGGAGAGUGGUACGCUCGAAGAGAGCGUGAACUAUACGAAACGGUACGAGAUCUGACGAGAGGGAACUGUGCAAGGAAAAUAAAAAGAAGAAGAAGAAAGGGAAAUAUUACAAACAUACAUACACAACAACAACACCACCACAACCACCACCACCACAAACAAACGCGCUAGUGCACGGCCAAUAUAUAUUUUCAAAACCAAUAAGAAGAACAAUGAUGAUGAUGAUGAUGCAUCGCGAACAAAAAGGUCAAACAUCCUCGAGAAAGCAAUCAUCCUUGUCGUCAUUGGGCGACCAUUCAACGAUGUACAACAGGACGACGACGACCAGUUACGAACUUGCUUCUCUUUCGAAUUCAUCCUCAUCCUUAUCGUCGUUGCCUUCGUCUUCGUCGUUUUAUCCAACUUCGUCUUCGUCCUCAUCAUCAAAGACGAACUGUCCAAGUCUCUUAACUGUCUUAGCAUGGACGGCUACGUUACUACUUGUAUCAUCUUGUCUUGGUAUUGCCGAUGCUGGUGUCCUCAUGAGUCAUCCCUUAGGUAAACGCUCUUACCUUGAUCUCUCUUGCAAGGGCGUUUAUGAUAAGAGCAUCUUCGCUCGUUUGGAUCGCAUCUGCGAAGACUGCUAUAAUCUUUUCCGAGAACCCCAACUUCAUGUCUUAUGCAGAAAAAAUUGCUUCACCACUGACUACUUCAAGGGAUGCUUAGAAGUAUUAUUGCUGACGGACGAGACGGAGAAGAUCCAAAUGUGGAUCAAGCAACUCCAUGGGGCCGAUCCCGGGGUUUAGGCAAGACUGCUUCAGCACUCAAUACUUCAUGAGCUGCAUCCAAGCGUUGCUACUUGAGGACGAGAAGGAGAAGUUCCAAGGGAUGG